Harmonia axyridis is the source of this 2787-nucleotide messenger RNA. Its product is annotated as bone morphogenetic protein 4-like. The record is from RefSeq and is a predicted model, not a curated record. Gene Ontology annotation, biological process: SMAD protein signal transduction; BMP signaling pathway. The transcript has 3 exons. Lineage: Eukaryota; Metazoa; Arthropoda; Insecta; Coleoptera; Coccinellidae. Gene Ontology annotation, cellular component: extracellular region. Gene Ontology annotation, molecular function: growth factor activity; cytokine activity. The coding region runs from base 202 to 1227 and encodes 341 amino acids.
UAAAAGUGUUGUACGAGGACUGUGCGGUGAGUUGAAAUGUUGAAAUCGAGCAGGCCACGUCCGAGAGAUAGUGGAGCCGCGAACGCGCCGUGUUCGCCUACUAGAUCUGUGAGUGCACAAGACCACGUUUUCGUUCUGUUUUGUUACAUACCUGGACACCGUUGUGCAUCCGUACACUGAUGCCCGCUGCAUCUCCUGGCUAUGGGCUAUCAGUUUUUUCUUGAGACGGCCGCUUGGACUUUUUUUCUGUUCUUACUCCAGACCUUCUCCUUAGGGGCAGGCAACUUUUUCCAGGAUCUAGGCUUGGGGGCCCUUCCCGACAUUGCUAAGAUCAACGUGAGCCAAGAUGAGUAUUCGCAGAUGAUGGAAGUUUACCUAUCAGCUCGACGUUCAUCACCAACUAACCAUGUCCCGCACCUUGUAACAUUUGAUGUAGGACAUCACUUCCUGGACAAUUCGAGAAGAAACAUGAUCGACCUGGAGUCGAACAACCUUUCAGGGGAGCUAGAGGUAGAAAGCGGUGAGCUCAAAUUGCUCAUCGAUCCUGUUCAAGUCACAGAUCCUGAAGUUGUCCAAGUGCGCAUUUACGAAAAGUUCGGUCCUAAGCAGAGACAAUUCGUGGACGAAAAAACGUUGUACCUUUCCCACAAUCAAACAAAAUGGUGCGAAUUCGACCUAACGAAUUCAAUUCAAUGGUGGCUUAAUGACAAAAUCAACUUCAGGCUUGAACUCAUAUGUUUGAACUGUAAGGGUUCUUUGCGAGUGCGUGAAGCUUUUGUGAACGCUUUGGUUUUUCGGGAUGGAAUGAGAAAAAAGAGGUCGGUCUCGCCAUUCGAUCAAACCAGAAGAACGGAUUGCAGAUAUUCUAGUGGUAAUAACAAUAGAAUGAAGUGUUGUAGGCAUAACAUGACCGUCACUUUUAAAGACUUGAGAUUUCCGGAAAUGGCGUCAAUAGUUCAGCCUAAAUCGUAUGAAGCAGGUUAUUGUCAAGGCAGAUGUCCCCCAAAUUACAAUUACGCUACUAACCAUUCCCGAAUACAAACUUUGGUCCACCAGAUGGAUAAGAAAAUUGCUAAACAGCUAAGUCGACGAGCUAUCCCAAAGGCUUGUUGUUCGCCGUCCAAGCUGGCACCCUUGGAGAUAAUCAGGGUGGAUCCUUACAACAACUCCAAGCUGAUAGUGGAGAAAUGGGAGAAUAUGCAAGUUACAGAAUGUGCUUGUUCGUAACUUCAGCUGAAAACAUAUCAUAUUCAUAUAUACGGGUUGAAAUUAGAUUUUAUUAAGUUAUAUUUUCUGUUUUACUGUGAUAUUAUACUAUAGGAUCAUCUGUUAACGAUUUCUAUUUUUUGUAUUGAGAAUUUAAUGUAAAUGUCGAAGCUUCACCAAAGUAAUCAAAUAUCAUGUGAUUUAUCCGCAGUUUAUAGGAAAUUAAGUAUUUUUAAUCAAUGGGAGGAAUCAAUCAAGGGCUCUUUGUCCUAUGUUACGCAGUAUUGUAAGAAAUGAUGAAAUAAUGUUGAAAAUUUCAUGGAUUUUUCCGGAGACCAGAAUAUUCAGUUUCCAAGAAAUUAAUAUCGUUAUAUCAUUCGAUGGCUUUACCAUAUAAUUCAGAAAUUGUUCAAUGUUUUAUUCUAUCUAGUGGGAAAAUAUCGAUAUGUAACAAACCAAAGGUGAUUAAAGUUCUUCUCGGAAAAUUCAAUACAUAAUUGGUCAUAAUUAUUUCAUCAUUUCCAGAAUGAAAUUAUAGCAAAACUUGUAAAACACCUAGAUUUUUUAGAUAUUUUCAAAAUGGAAAAUAUCUCACCAGUAUACAGCUUUUUAUGUGUGGGAAGCAACAAAAUGUCUAUAAAAUGUGGAAUGUGUUGGCAACAAAUCAAAAUACUAAUCUUUAUUGUAAUUGUUAACUUAUGGAAUAAUCGUUGAAUUGUGAACCGAUACAUUUUAGGAAAAUAUGAAUUGACAGAAAUGAAAUUUGUUUAUGGCGAUCGAAAACUGAAUCGCUAGGUUUGGUAUAUUUGAAAAAUGGGAGAAUUCCUGGAGAAACUUAGGCGAAAUUAAUGUUAGAAAUAUCAGAUUACUGACAAUGUUAAAUUACAUUAGGAACAAAUAUUAGAAAAUUAUAAUAAAGCGAAGAUUGAAUUAGUGAUUUUUUGAAUGGUGGCAGUAUCUUAUAGAAACAUUUUCCACCUCUAAACGGCAGCUUCAAACACAAAGACUAACACAGUACAAAUUUUAGUUCGCAUACUUGAAACGGGUUGAAUUCAUGAAAGGAGUUUCCUUUAGAUAUUUUGGUGUCAAUAAGCCGGUUACUGAAUAAGCUCUUUGGCGGCCUAAGUCAAGGUGAAAUAUUCUCAACAUUCCAACUUCAAUUUAUACCUACGAAGAUGUACAGCAAUAAACCUUUUCGACUCCAUCACUCAGAUCUAUUUUCGAUCCCCUUUAGUAUACGCAUGUGUAUUUUUGCUCUGGUCACAUGUUUAAUUUUUGAAUGGCACGUCAUUCAUUCGGUUGGAAAUUUCGUAAGAAACUCCUGUACGUAAACAAAGGGCUCCUUUAACGAUCUAGCAAAAAAAAAUUCAAAUGCAACUGAUUGCAAGAUCGAACGGUAUUUUUCUCAAAGUGGAUAGCGUGUAUUAUAAAUCUUCCUGAAUACAUAUCUCUCAAUUCAGCUUCGAAAAUAGGAGAUGUUCAUUUGUAAGUUCUAUUUAUACUAAUAGAGAGUCAUUUUUUAUGCAUGGUACUGAUUUAUUUAUAUUUUAUUAUGAGAGAAUGAAUAAAUUUUUUAAGUAG